This is a messenger RNA of Symbiodinium natans, 1365 nucleotides long. NCBI's taxonomy places the organism in Eukaryota, Dinophyceae, Suessiales, Symbiodiniaceae. The record is from the annotation of a GenBank genome assembly.
AUGAUGGCUAUCCCCGACGGCUACGUGCCCGUCGUCGCCUUUGGCUUCUGUCCACCCUCGGGGAUCUUCUUGCAGUUGGGUCUCUACCUUUUCGACAUCGUGAACGACCUGGUUCAAAUCAGCACCUUUCUACUGCACAGAGACUGGUGGUUUGCCGGAGUUCUGAGCUUUUUCAUCCUCCUAAGCCUGGCACUGACGAUCCCAAAGAUGUCGGAGGACAGCGAUUUGCAGCGCUUCGACCCGCUGGGCGAAGCCCGGCUCUGCUUGGCUCGGGGGGUGCCGACCGUAGCUUGGGAGCGGAUGCUCGCGUGUGAGCGGAACAUCGAAGCACCGAGCACUGGACUCAUCGGCCCCUACGGUGCCUCCUUGCUCCAGCUCACACCGCUGCAGGCAGCCAGCUGCCUCUAUGGGCUCUGCACCUCCGCGAAGGCCAUGGCCGAGGGCAGGCUGCAUGUGGAGGUGGUGAAUGGCACGGACACAGGAGGACCACAAGCAUUGAAAGCCGUGCGCCCGGUCAAGGCCACCGCACUCUUCGCCUGGUACUUCGCCGCCUUUACCGCGGAGCUCGCGGCCUUCGCUGUGGCAAGUGCUACCUUGCACCCCAUCAUCACCCUGCCGGGGUACCUCCUAGGUGCUGUGGCGAACGGGGUGGCGACCUGGUGGUCUGGAUCAAUGGAUUUUUUGGAUACGGUAGCAUUAUCUUGCGUCAUGGUUGCCUUUGCUAUGGCAGGAGACCAGGCGAAAAGCUUCUUAAAGAACAAGGCAACGAAGACCGAAGCUAGUGGCCCUGGUUUUAUUCCAGCGAUCGUUCUUCUCAUCCGCUUCAUUAGCUGGGCGGCCCUCUGCUUCCUCGAUCUUCCGCAGGGCCUGGUCCCGCUGGGCUCGCUGGGGCGCCCCAUGGGCUUCCCGGUGCUCCGCGAGAAAUUCCUGGAGCCGGCCACCGUUUGCUGGGAGGCCUUGGCCUGUUUCACGUCCCGGUUCUGGAUAUUCGUCGAACCGGAGGCCAAUGCGACCUCUACGUCUUGGACCGAAGAGGUGGGGUUUGGCGACUGCACCUGGCCGACAACCGGCGAGCUGAGCAGUGCAUCCACCAUCUUCAACACCUGCUUGUUGUUGUUCGCCGUGGUUCUGGUUCCUCUGCACAUGUGCAUUGUGGUGGGAAUGUUGCUUUUCAAUCCAAUCUACGCCUGUGGAGCCGACAACCUCAACCUCAAGGAGGAGGUCGAAGCGAAGCAGCGCGAAAUCGAUGCCUUCGCCGCGCGCAACGAGCAAGCUGCAGGGCAGCCUGUGAAGCUGGGUUUUCUUGCAGACCAGGUAACGACCACUCCGUGUGACGUGUCGCCGCAGGGAUGCAGGACUACUUAG